AUGACGAUGCCUGCCCACAACGCAUUCGGCAAGUUCGGAUCACCAGUCGGCAAAAAAGAUCUGUGCGUUCAUCUAAGCCGAUCGGUAUUGAGCACUUCCACUGCAGGAUCAAUCGGGAGACUGACACCGGAAUUAUACAGAAACACGACCAGCAUCCCAAACACGACUUUUUGUUCGACAGACACUGCGAACGAGGAAGGCUCUGGCAAAAUCCAGUUCACGCUCGAGUUUUGUAAAAACUCUCACGGCUUAAAAAUAUUUGUCGAAAGUCUCUCUGAGCUUUCGGCUAGUUCAGAAAAGGAACCUUCUUCCAACCCACAUGUUGAAGUGUCUCUCGUACCGGCGCGAGAUGUCCGAACAUUCAGACCAAAGAACUCGCCAGAAGUUCGGAGCAAGACGGCCAAUCCUAUUUACAACGAGUCCUUCGAGCUUCCAAUGCGGCUGAGAGACUAUUCGCAGAAGAUGCUUCUGAUUAAUGUGACAGUGUGUGACGAGAAGGGUAAGAAGGCGAGAAUUCUGGGCUACUACCUUGUGAAGGACUUGGAAAUGUACUGCUCCAGUUCCGUUUACGCUUUCGACGAGUAUUUGUACCCACGAAAACACCACGAUUGCGACUUCAGAGGGAAGGUGUCACUCUCUCUGAUGUACAUUUCAGCUGCUAAACGCAUGUCUAUCACAGUUCACAAGGCAGCUCAUCUCAAGGCCAUGGACUUCAACGGCUCUUCAGACCCCUUCGUGAAGAUCUGGCUGGUGGUGAAUGGGCGGAGGGUGCGAAAAAGGAAGACACAGGUGCACAAGAAGUGUGUUCACGCAGUGUUCAACGAGACAUUUCUCUUUCCAAUCGACUCACUCCGACUUGACCGCACAGUCUUCCAAGUACACGUCAUCGACCACGACAGGUAA
Molecule: messenger RNA, 903 nt
Organism: Symsagittifera roscoffensis
Lineage: Eukaryota; Metazoa; Xenacoelomorpha; Acoela; Convolutidae
Product: synaptotagmin-10-like
Exons: 3
Coding region: 1-903 (300 amino acids)
Biological process (GO): regulation of dopamine secretion; cellular response to calcium ion; regulation of calcium ion-dependent exocytosis
Cellular component (GO): exocytic vesicle; plasma membrane
Molecular function (GO): SNARE binding; phosphatidylserine binding; calcium-dependent phospholipid binding
Source: RefSeq, a predicted model, not a curated record